Letharia columbiana is the source of this 681-nucleotide messenger RNA. RefSeq lists its product as uncharacterized. Lineage: Eukaryota; Fungi; Ascomycota; Lecanoromycetes; Lecanorales; Parmeliaceae. Bases 1 to 681 code for a protein of 226 amino acids. The transcript is spliced from 2 exons. The record is from RefSeq and is a predicted model, not a curated record.
AUGCUGAUUGGUAUAUCCGUAGAGGAACGAGACCUCAUAAGCCACACGGUUCUCGCAGAAAUCACUGCCGAGACUGCCGCUACCUUCCACAAUAGAGUCCCUCAAUAUCUCUUCAAGGUACUCCAGGACUCAUACAGCGAACUCAACCUCAAGCUUGUCAUCCAGCAGAAUGCUGUUUCACAACAAGGGGCCAGAAUGGCGGGAACAGCUUUUGGAAACGAGGUCCUGCCUCACACCCCACCGGAUUCGCCACUAGAAGAAACCGACUGCGAUGUGUCGUUCUACUAUGGACCUGACACAGAGGCUGUCGCCGAAGACGAUUGGUGCAAGGAUACGAACAGAGUAGAGAAUCGGGCCAGCAAGCUCAAGGCUCAAUUGCUAGAGGUGGAACGUGAGCGGAAUGCUGUGAGCCAAAGGCUUAGAGAAAACGCUAGCAAAAUUAAAAAAGAGAUGCAAGGAAUGGCGCUUGAGGGAAGAGCCGUGGACAAAAGACGCACCGAUAUUCUAGGGGCGAUGCAAAAGAGACGGCUGGUGCAAGACAGGACAGGAGACUACGGACCAGAGGCUGUGGGCUACGAUGUUUGCGAAGACCCAGAUUUAUAUGUUGCAAAGCAAGAUCAUACCGCGCGUGCCGUCAUCCUGAAAAUCGAAAAUCAGGCAACAUGCCUGCCGAAGUCUUGA